AUGAAGGAGCACCCAACUCGACACCGCUCGUUGAUGAUCAGCCUGUGGUCACUUCCCCUCCUACCUUCCCAGCAGCAACAUCACCACCUCAGUCCCCUAUGUCGUCUUCGGCAGGACCUCAGUCUCCUGCGUUGUCUUCGCCAGCUAGCAACUCUCGUGAUGCUGGAUCACCGUCAUCAUCACAGCCAACCACUCACAUCGUUAUGGAACCUCUCGAAGAGGGGCAUGUCAGUCCCGUUUCUCAGGCUCCUCAACUUGGUCGAGGUUUACGCAACAAGCGACCUCCAUCUUACCUUGAUGUCUAUGUCACUGAACUGA
This is a messenger RNA of Linum trigynum, 318 nucleotides long. NCBI's taxonomy places the organism in Eukaryota, Viridiplantae, Streptophyta, Magnoliopsida, Malpighiales, Linaceae. The record is from the annotation of a GenBank genome assembly.